AUGUUUCGCGCUAAAUUUGCAAUCCUCCUUGUUAUUGUUGGUUGUUACUGUUUUGACUACGAAUAUCGACUGCCCGAGGACUUUGUGCCACUGACCUAUGACGUCACGUUGACGUUGAAGAGCUUUUCCAAUAAGAUUUUUGGAAUGGUAAGUCUUGACGAAGCGUUGUUUUUGCAAUGAAGGUCGCACGUCAAAUCCAGCAGGGAAGUUUUCAAAUUGAAUUUUCGUCCUAAAAAUUAUCGAAAAAAAAUUUCCUCCAGGGUUAACCGGUCUAAAUAAGCCUCAAAAAAUCUGAAGAUUGGGCCCUCUGACCUAGGAGACCCCCCGUUGAAGAAGCCCCUCAAAUAUCAUCCUAUUUUUUUAUUUUGAAAAAAAAAUUUCAUCGUAUAAUAUGUCACACUUUUUUCAUAUUAGAAAAAAAUUUCAUCAUACAACCUGUCAAUUUUUUAACGGUCAACACGUCACUUUUCAUUUUGAAACUUUUUACAUUUCUCCAAAAAUGGGUCUCUUCAUUUUGAGGGCCUCUUCGGCUUCAAAAAGAUCAGAAACCUAGAAAACGGUCAGCUUUGUCAAAAAGGACCUGGUUUUUGUCAAAUUGGCCAAAAAAUCGGUUAAAGAAGAUUCUGCUGACCACCUAUUUGUGACAAAAAAACUGACUUCCAUCCAGUUCCUUUUGCUCCACCUCAAAGACUUCUCUUGAAAAUUUUUAUUUCGGACUUCUUUUCAGGUUCAAAUCCAGCUUCAAUGUAAAAAUUCGACAAAUUCGAUUACCCUCCACGCCUUUCCCAACUUUGUUACUGUUGAAGUAAGGCAAUGCCAUUAUCAGUCUGUCGGGAAAAUAAUCAGCACAAUGCCGCUGCGCCGAUUGCAUCGCAGUGAAAAGCAAUUUGUUUUUGCCGCAACACAACUAAUUUUUUGACUAUGCGAUUUUCGAUGCGACAGAGUGCUUAUUAUUUCCCCGACAGACUGAUAUUUAUUGUAAAAUAUUUUGUAAAAACACUGCCUGCUUUCAGCACGCUUUACUCGAGAACAAACUUCUCGACGAAGCCUCGCAAUUAGACUUCCCUUUCACAAACACCACGCGACAAACGAUUACCUUCGAAUUCCCCGAGGAGCUGAUUGAAAAUCACGUGUAUUAUCUGAGCAUCUGGUACAGUACUCGAUUCGCGACGCAGAAGAACGGGAUCAUCAAAAACCGCGACUUUAAGGUAAACAUUCGGUCUGUCGGGAAAAUAAUGAGCACUCUGUCGCAUAAAAAAUCGCAUCGCCGCCGAGAAAAUCAAUUGUAUCGCGACAAAAUCAAAUUUUUUUUCACUUUAGCGACGCGAUUGGCGCAGUGAUCAUGGCUCAUUAUUUUCCCGACAAACUGAUUGAUUUUUGGCAUUUUCAUCAAAAGCCAAUUAAAUUGCAUUUUAAAAUGUGUAAGCGUUGUUUAGAGCAAAGGUCUGUGGAUUCACACGCUUCUGGAGCCGAGGUAUGCAAGAAUGGUCUUCCCUUGCUUUGACGAGCCAAAAUAUCGCGCGUCUUUUCGACUGGAACUUUGGCUGGAAGGGAAAUGGGCGGAUCCCAGGUGAGAUGGACUUUGUUUUCAUAUUUUUUUUUUUUUGAUUAUUAGUUUUUCCAUAAAAUGGGUAGACAUGUUGUCGCAAAGCCUUCCGCACUGUGCAUUUCACUUUUUCAUUGUGAAAUUCGAAAAUUGGCGUAAGCUUUUUUGAACUGCGUCACCGCGAAUUUUUCGCGCGCGACCAUUAGUGCGAAAUAUCGUUCAAAAUGGGCACCGUACAAAAAGAGGCAAAAUGCAGCGUGCAUCACGACAAAAACCCAAGGAACCUUUAUGGAAUGACUGUGGUAUCGCGAUCUUUCGAUUCACAGUGCGAAAACCCAGAAAAAUGUGAAAUGCAUAGUUGCAAAAUGAAGGGGUUUUGUACACGGUAACAAAUUUCCAUGCAAUUUUAGAAAAUAACAGUCUGUCGGGAAAAUAAUGAGCAUAACAUCGCUGCUCCAAUUGUAUCGCUGAAGUGAAAAGCAAUCUGAUUUUGCCACGACACAACCCACUUUCUCGGCGGCGAUGCGAUUUUCGCUGCGACAUUUUGCUCAUUAUUUUCCCGACAGACUGUUAUUUUUUCCCAAAUUUGGGAAAAAUUCAAGCCAUAAUCUUUUAGCUGUCUCCUUGACGACUUAUUUCUCACAAAACAAAAUUUUCCACCAUGUAUCGCCUUCAAAAUUGAACUCUAGAAACUGCUAUAACAAAAGCUAACAGCUCCUCAGCUUGCUGACAUCCCAGAGGAUCAAUGGUUUAUUAAUAAAUCCUUGUUUUUCAGCUACACAGCCCUCUCCUCAAUGCCAUCCCGAGCAACUCAAUGGAACAGCAAUCUGACAAUCUGGGAAUUCGAUCCCACCCCUCCAAUCCCCCCAUACAUCUUCAAUUUCGCCGUAGGGAAAUUUCAGUCGUUCUGUCAACAGAGCAAUCACAUCGGCCGCGAAGUGUGCAUUUUUCGAUUGGACGGCAGAGAGGAGUGGAAUAAAACGGCGGAAAUAGUCAUCGACAAAAUCGGAGUGUAUCAAGUAAGUGGGUUGUAAAAUACGGCGACCUCUCCCGUCAUGAAGUCGGUUUACAAUGCGCAUUUAGAAAGGGAUGACAGAGUAUUUGAAUACCUCUUCGAUGGCGCAAAUUAAUGUUCUGGCCGGGCCAACCAAACUCCGAGGAAUGGAGAAUUAUGGGCUGCUGCUUAUGAACGAAAAUGUAAGGGAAGAAUAUUAGAUAGGGUGCUCUUUAUUUCCCCGACAGACUUAUAGUUCAAUGGUUCGCCUACGCUUUUAGCUCUGGCCAAAAACCGAGAAAUCCCUGGAGAUCUUCAUGAACACCAUGUAUCACGAGUUGGCUCAUCAGUGGUAAGCAAUAUUGUAGUCUUCUUCAUUUGUUUUUCCUAGGUUUGGAAAUUUAGUGACUGUGGUAAGAUCAGGUCUAAAUUUCCUUACAUUAUACGAUGGUUUAAGGACUUUUGGGACGACAUAUGGCUUUCCGAGGGACUGACAACAUUUAUGAGUAAAGCAAGGCCAAUUGUGUAAGUUUUGAGGUAAAAUGCGACAGGUGUGACAUGGUUAUUGCCUAGUAUGUAUAUCAACCUUUUUCUUCUUAAUUUCCAGUUUCAACUCCGCCUGGGACUUCCAAACCUUCCCUGUUGUCCAUGGAAAAUGGGCGCUGGAUAUUCCAGCUAUUGCUUAUAGCAAAGCGUCCGCUCUUUUGGAGAUGCUGAACAGCGUUAUUGGAGAUUCACAAAUGAGAACGUUGCUUCAAACGUACGUGAAGAAACAUCAAUACAAACACGCCAGCACCGAGGAUUUUUUGAGCAUUUUAUUGGAGGUUACGGUAAGUUAUCUACAUUAAAAUUACUUUGCAAUUUUUCAGCAAGACCCCUCUCCCCUUAUGUUUCUAAAGUCCUGGCUUUACACUGGGAGUCAGCCAAUUGUCAUCAUCGAAUACAACUCGACCAAUCAGAGCUUCACCGUCUCACAGACUGGUCAAGUCGUCGAGUUGAGCGCAAAUCGAUGGUUUAUUCCGAUUUGGAUCGAAUGUUUAGCCGGCUCAAUGCCCGAGAAGCUUCAUUGGAUCUUGCCAACGGAGAAUUUGAUACUGCCGUUACAAUCUUUGACCAGUACGAAUGGUACGGAUAGUGUUGCGUUCAAUCGAAAUCGAUCCGUUUAUUAUCAAGUUUCGUAUCGGUAUUAA
Messenger RNA from Bursaphelenchus xylophilus (pine wood nematode), 3730 nucleotides. NCBI's taxonomy places the organism in Eukaryota, Metazoa, Nematoda, Chromadorea, Rhabditida, Aphelenchoididae. The record is from the annotation of a GenBank genome assembly.